Messenger RNA from Aureococcus anophagefferens, 1821 nucleotides. RefSeq lists its product as hypothetical. NCBI's taxonomy places the organism in Eukaryota, Pelagophyceae, Pelagomonadales, Pelagomonadaceae. The transcript has 4 exons. Gene Ontology annotation, molecular function: flavin adenine dinucleotide binding; monooxygenase activity. The coding region runs from base 1 to 1821 and encodes 606 amino acids. The record is from RefSeq and is a predicted model, not a curated record.
AUGGGCCAGGCGCUGUCGCAGACCCCGACCGCAAAGGCGCGGCGGCGCCUCGCCGACGGCGACGCCGUCGAGUACCUCGUCGUCGGCGCCGGCCCCGCGGGGCUGCAGGCGGCCUACUUCCUGAAGAAGUUCGGCCUGGACCACGCGGUCGUCGACGCCGCGGACGGGCCCGGAUCCUUCUUCCGCAAGUACCCCGUGGGCCGCCAACUGAUUUCCAUCAACAAGCGCCACCUGCCGGACCUCGCGCCGCUCGACGAGGCGGAGCGGGCGGACUUCGCGCUCCGCCACGACUGGAACAGCCUGCUCUCCGACGAGCGGGCGCCGCUCAUGCGCGACUUCUCCGAGGCGCACGCGCUCGACGUCGUGUACGGCGCGAAGGCGCUGUCCGUCGACCGGCGGGCCGGCGGCGGCUUCGACGUCCGCAUCGGGGCGCGCGGCGCGGAGGUCACGAUACGCGCGCAGAUCGUCCUCGUCGCGGCGGGCCUCGCGAAACAGGCGCCGCCGGAUUUGCCGUGGGCCGCGGCGAAGCACGUCGACUACGGCGAUUUCGGGAGCGACCCCGGCGCCUACGCGGGGCUCAACGUCGGCGUCCUCGGCGGCGGCAACAGCGCCUUCGAGGUCGCGGGCCUGCUCCGGGAUUACGCGGCGCAGACCUACGUCAUCCCCAGGACCGACCCGGAAUUCGCGCACGAGAGCCACUACCCGGGCGCCGCGCGGCCCGGCGUCGUCGUGCGGUCGCGGCACCUCGGCUUCCUCGACCAGUUCUACCUCAAGUCCAUGGACGCGCUCCUCCCGCCGAAAUACGCCAACGGCGUGCUCCCGUCCGAGAAGGCGCACCACGACCACGAGCUCGCGCCGCGGCCGCAACGCGCGCCGCCGGGCGGCUGCAGCUUCUACGGCCUCAAGUCCGCGGGGCGCGCGGCGGGGCCCUUCUUCGACGUCGUCGUCAACUGCACGGGCUUCAAGUCGGACCUCGGCUUCCUCGCGGGCGUCCUGCCGGAGGUCCCGGACAAGUACCCGCCGACGACGCCCUUCUACGAGUCGCGCGACGCCGCGGGCCUCUACUUCCUCGGCGCGCUCAUGCACGGCCGCGACGCGCGGCGGUCGUCGGGCGGCUUCGUCCACGGCUUCCGCUACCUCGUAAGGUCCGCGCUCACGAAGCUCCGCUGCGACCGCCACGGCGCGCGCUGGCCGCGGACCGACAUCGCCGUCGGCGACUUCGGCGCGGCCGCGCUCCGGCGCGCGUCGUCGGCGUCGGCGCCCUUCCAGUGCUUCGGCGUGCUCUGCGACCUCUACGCGUUCUCGGGGGACGCCGUCGCCCGCUUCGACGACGUGCCCGUGGCCGCGGCGCCGGAGGACGUCGACGCGGCGCUCGCGCCGGACUUUUACGUCCGCGCGACCUUCGAGUACGGCCGCCACUGGCGCGGGCCCAACGCCGUGCGCCACGGGAGCGCGCUCACGCCCGUCGCCGUGCGGCGGCCCCUCGCCUUCGCGGACCGGGCCGCGCUCCUCGCGUGGCUCGACGACGAGGCGAUCAGCCGCGUCUACCGCGUCGGCGCCGACGGCGCGGACGUGCUCGUCAACGAGCUCGUCCACCCGGUCUUCCGCUUCUACGACGGCGCGGGCGCGCUCCGGGACGUGCUCCACGUCGACGAGGAGCUCGCCGUCUUCUUCCUCUACCGGAAGCACCGCGCCUCCGCGCUCUUCCUCGACGCCGUCGUCGACGACCUCCGCCGCGGCCGCGACGACCGCGCGCUCGGCCACGUCCUCCUCGAGCCGGGCGACGGCGGGCUCCGCGUGCGCGUCGACGCGUACGAGUAA